Molecule: messenger RNA, 283 nt
Organism: Pelobates cultripes (western spadefoot toad)
Lineage: Eukaryota; Metazoa; Chordata; Amphibia; Anura; Pelobatidae
Source: the annotation of a GenBank genome assembly
GAGGCUCGGGGCUGCCACAGUGAUCCGGCAACCUUGCAAGGAGAGAGAAUGUGCAGACAUUGCUCUUCACGAGGAGCAACUGAACGCCGUGCUACAUUCACUCUGGUCGGAGCGGCGUGGGAUUGGAGACAUUGUGGCUGCCACAUGGCACCCCCUGGAAGCCGCAUGUGCCGCACGGGAGUCCAAGAUAUGGCAACUCAACCUAUUUCAAGGGUCUUUAACCACGCAGAUUGUUGUUUGCAAUACUCUUCAUCCCUUCCACCCUUUGAACACUCCAUCUUGA